CUCUGUUUGGCUCGAGAGGACAAAGGGCAGCUUAAUGAAUAGCAAGCUUGGACAGUAAAAAGGUAACACAGCAGUGUGUGUGUGUGUGUGUGUGUGUGUGUGUGAGAAGAAAGAGCAUAUUGUGUGAACGUGCUUUGAAGGCCGCCAUUUAGUCCCCUGCCAAACAGGAUGUGAGACAAAAGGAGAACUUUUGUCCUGAACCUCCUCCAGCAUGAGUCACCUUUGCCCCCUCCUAUCUGAGAGCCUAAAUCGUCGGCAUCGGUACCUAUCUGGCGCAAUGGCGACUAGCGGCAUUCUGCUGGUGAGGCAGGCUGAUGAUGAUGAUGAUGAUGAUGAUGAUGAUGAUGCUGAUGCUGAUGCUGACGAUGAUGCAGCACAAUUGAUGCUGCAGUCGGCCGCACCGCAGCCGAGCCCCGCGAUUGGCCGGCAGGGACGCUGAGGACGCCGCGACGUCAUCCUCCAUAAGGUGCCGGAGGGAAGCCGACGCACGCACCCGCCAGACGAGCCGCCCAGUCAGCCAUCGUCCGUCGGCGCAGCGCAGCGCACUGCACCAUGAGGGAGAUCGUGCACAUCCAGGCCGGGCAAUGCGGCAAUCAGAUCGGGGCCAAGUUCUGGGAGGUGAUAAGCGACGAACACGGCAUCGACCCGUCGGGCAGUUACCAAGGCGACAGCGAUCUGCAACUGGAGAGGGUCAACGUGUACUACAGCGAGGCGUCAGGCAGCAAAUUUGUGCCCCGGGCCAUUCUGGUGGACCUGGAGCCCGGGACCAUGGAUUCGGUUCGCUCCGGCCCAUUUGGGCAGCUGUUCAGGCCUGACAACUUUGUCUUUGGUCAAAGCGGCGCGGGAAACAACUGGGCCAAAGGUCACUACACGGAGGGAGCGGAGCUAGUGGACUCGGUUCUGGACGUGGUGAGGAAGGAGUCGGAGAACUGCGACUGCCUGCAGGGCUUCCAGAUGACCCACUCGCUGGGCGGCGGCACCGGUUCCGGGAUGGGCACCCUGCUCAUCAGCAAGAUCCGCGAGGAGUACCCCGACCGCAUCAUGAACACCUUCAGCGUCAUGCCGUCGCCCAAAGUGUCCGACACGGUGGUGGAGCCGUACAACGCCACGCUGUCCGUGCACCAGCUGGUGGAGAACACGGACGAAACCUUCAGCAUCGACAACGAGGCGCUCUACGACAUCUGCUUCCGUACCCUGAAGCUGACCACGCCCACCUACGGGGACCUCAACCACCUGGUGUCGGCUACCAUGAGCGGGGUCACCACGUGCCUGCGCUUCCCCGGCCAGCUCAACGCCGACCUGCGCAAACUGGCCGUCAACAUGGUGCCCUUCCCCCGCCUGCACUUCUUCAUGCCGGGUUUCGCCCCCCUCACCAGCAGGGGGAGCCAGCAGUACCGCGCCCUCUCCGUCCCCGAGCUCACGCAGCAGAUGUUCGACGCCAAGAACAUGAUGGCGGCGUGCGACCCGCGCCACGGCCGCUAUUUGACCGUGGCGGCCAUCUUCCGCGGCCGCAUGUCCAUGAAGGAGGUGGACGAGCAGAUGCUGAGCGUGCAGAACAAGAACAGCAGCUACUUCGUGGAGUGGAUCCCCAACAACGUGAAGACGGCCGUGUGCGACAUCCCGCCGCGCGGGCUCAAGAUGUCGGCCACCUUCAUCGGCAACAGCACGGCCAUCCAGGAGCUCUUCAGGAGGAUCUCGGAGCAGUUCACCGCCAUGUUCCGCAGGAAGGCCUUUCUGCACUGGUACACGGGCGAGGGCAUGGACGAGAUGGAGUUCACCGAGGCCGAGAGCAACAUGAACGACCUGGUGUCCGAGUACCAGCAGUACCAGGACGCCACCGCCGACGAGAUGGGCGAGUACGAGGAAGACGAAAUGGACGACGACCGGGACGGCCGCCGUUGAGGAGGCGCCGCCUCGGGAACGAGAAAUCCACCUCUGGCGAUCCGCCCGCUAGCACGUGUGACUCAUUAUCCACGCCGGUACAAGAAAAAAGAAAUCAAUAAAAGCCAAACAAUAACGUUUAGCCUCAAUAAAUCCCAAAUAAAGCUUACACAUGCAAGUCA
Messenger RNA from Phyllopteryx taeniolatus (common seadragon), 2063 nucleotides. Its product is annotated as tubulin beta chain-like. Gene Ontology annotation, cellular component: microtubule; cytoplasm. The transcript has 5 exons. The record is from RefSeq and is a predicted model, not a curated record. Bases 553 to 1902 code for a protein of 449 amino acids. Lineage: Eukaryota; Metazoa; Chordata; Actinopteri; Syngnathiformes; Syngnathidae. Gene Ontology annotation, molecular function: GTP binding; structural constituent of cytoskeleton; GTPase activity. Gene Ontology annotation, biological process: mitotic cell cycle; microtubule cytoskeleton organization.